Magnolia sinica is the source of this 3120-nucleotide messenger RNA. Its product is annotated as transcriptional corepressor LEUNIG-like. The transcript is spliced from 18 exons. The record is from RefSeq and is a predicted model, not a curated record. Lineage: Eukaryota; Viridiplantae; Streptophyta; Magnoliopsida; Magnoliales; Magnoliaceae. Gene Ontology annotation, molecular function: protein binding. Gene Ontology annotation, cellular component: nucleus. Bases 142 to 2730 code for a protein of 862 amino acids.
AGCUCUUUAAGAAGGGGCUGUUUUUAAAAUCUAGUUAUCCUUUUCUAAGUUUAUUUAUUUUUUUCGUUUUUCGUUUUUCAAUUUUCUUUGAGAGAGAGAGAGAGGUCCUUAACAUCUUUUCGAGGUUUUGGAUUGAGAAUCAUGUCUCAGACGAACUGGGAAGCGGACAAAAUGUUGGAUGUGUACAUUUAUGAUUAUUUUCUGAAGAGGAAUUUGCAUGCAUCGGCAAAGGCGUUUCAAGCUGAAGGAAAAGUGUCUUCGGAUCCUGUUGCGAUUGAUGCACCUGGUGGUUUUCUCUUUGAAUGGUGGUCUGUUUUUUGGGAUAUCUUCAUUGCCAGGACAAAUGAAAAGCACUCUGAUGUUGCUGCCUCUUACAUUGAGACUCAACUAAUCAAGGCACGAGAGCAACAGCAACAACAGCAGCAACCACAGCAGCCUCAGAACCAGCAGCGACUGCAAAUGCAGCAUCUCUUAUUACAGAGGCAGCAACAACAGCAGCAGCAACAGCAACAGCAGCAACAACAACAGCAACAACAGCGGAGAGAGGGAGGGCAUCUCUUAAAUGGCACUGCCAAUGGGCUUGUUGGCAAUGAUCCUCUCCUACGACAAAAUCCAGGAACUGCAAAUGCUUUGGCUACAAAGAUGUACGAGGAGCGGUUAAAGUUGCCGCUUCAAAGAGACUCUUUGGAUGAUGCAUCUGUGAAGCAAAGGUUUGGCGACAACGUGGGCCCGCUUCUAGAUUCAAACCAUGCAUCGAUGUUAAAGACAGCUGGCAUGCCAGGCCAACCUUCAGGGCAGGUUUUGCACAGUACUGCUGGUGGCAUGUCGGGGCCUCUUCAACAAGUCCAAGCUCGGAAUCCACAGCUUACAGGAGCUGCACAGGACAUAAAGAGCGAGAUGAAUCCAGUAUUGAACCCCAGAGCUGCAGGUCCCGAUGGUUCGGGAAUUGGAGUUCCUGGAUCAAAUCAAGGCGGUAAUAAUUUGACUUUGAAAGGAUGGCCUCUCACGGGCCUUGAUCAACUACGGUCAGGACUUCUACAACAGCAAAAGCCAUUUAUGCAGUCUCCUCAACCAUUUUCUCAACUGCACAUGCUGACACCACAGCAGCAGCAGCAGCUUCUGCUCCAUGCACAACAGAAUGGCACUCCCUCAGCUGGUGAUAUUGACAGCAGAAGACUGAGAAUGCUGUUGAACAACCGGAACAUGGUUCUUGGAAAGGACAGCCAAUCCAAUCCUGUUGGGGAUGUUGUUCCGAAUGUUGGAUCUCCAAUACAAGCCGCUUGCCCUAUUUUGCCUCGUGGUGAUGCUGAUAUGAUAAUAAAGAAAAUAGCUCAGUUGCAGCAGCAACAGCUUCAGCAGCAUACACUUUCUAGCCAGCUGUCGCAGAGUUCAAAUCACCAUCUUCAUCAGCAAGACAAAGUGGGGGGUGGCAGUAUUGCAGUAGAUGGUAGCAUGUCCAACCCCUUUCGAGGAAAUGAUCAGGCUUCAAAGAAUCAGGGAGGGCGAAAGAGGAAGCAGCCAGGAUCUUCUUCAGGUCCCGCCAAUAGUUCAGGAACUGCCAACACUGCAGGACCUUCUCCAAGUUCAGCUCCUUCAACACCCUCGACUCAUACCCCUGGAGAUGUGAUUUCCAUGCCUUCUUUUCAGCAGAAUGGUGGCUCAUCAAAGCCUUUGAUUAUGUUCAACUCUGAUGGAACCGGGACUCUUACGUCACCAUCAAAUCAAUUGGCUGAUAUUGAUCGAUUUGUGGAUGAUGGUUCGCUGGAUGAUAAUGUUGAGUCAUUCUUAUCUCACGAUGAUGCGGACCCCAGAGAUACAGUUGGCCGAUGUAUGGAUGUCAGUAAAGGGUUUACAUUUAAUGAAGUUGGUAUUGUCCGUGCAAGUACAAGUAAAGUUUUAUGUUGCCACUUCUCAUCUGAUGGAAAACUGCUUGCUAGUGGUGGCCAUGAUAAGAAGGCUGUGUUGUGGUCUACGGAUACUUUAAAGACGAAGGCCACAUUGGAAGAACAUUCUUUGAUGAUUACUGAUGUCCGUUUCAGUCCAAGCAUGCCACGGCUGGCAACAUCAUCUUUUGACAAAACCGUCAGGGUUUGGGAUGUAGACAAGCCAGACUAUUCACUCCGCACUUUUACAGGGCAUUCUGCCUCUGUUAUGUCCCUGGACUUCCACCCAAUUAAGGAGGACCUCAUCUGUUCUUGUGAUGGAGACAAUGAAAUACGGUAUUGGAGUAUCAAUAAUGGAAGCUGUGCCAGAGUUUUCAAGGGUGGGACCUCACAGAUGAGAUUUCAACCCCGUCUUGGCAGGUAUCUUGCAGCUGCCGCUGAAAAUGUUGUAUCCAUACUGGAUGUUGAGACCCAAGCUUGCCGGCACUCGUUACAGGGACACACAAAGCCAGUCCAUUCUGUUUGUUGGGAUCCUUUGGGUGAGUACGUGGCAUCUGUCAGUGAAGACUCGGUUAGGGUUUGGUCACUUGGCUCCGGGAGUGAAGGUGAAUGUGUUCAUGAUCUGAGCUGUAAUGGCAACAAAUUCCACUCCUGCGUUUUCCACCCCUCGUAUCCAUCUUUGCUGGUCAUUGGCUGUUAUCAGUCUCUGGAGCUCUGGGACAUGGCCGAGAACAAAACCAUGACACUUGCUGCACACGAUGGACUGAUCGCAUCCCUGGCAGUAUCUAAUGUGUUGGGAUUGGUGGCUUCUGCGAGCCACGACAAAUUCGUCAAACUCUGGAAGUGAUCGUCGUUUUGGCUGUAAUGGGUAAAACUGCUGUCUCUAACCAUAGAUAGUUUGCAGCGGGUCUAACAUAUUUCCCCAGUGCUUGUUUUGAUUGCAGAGGGUCUAGCAGUUGCAAAAAGGGUUAUUGCUAGAUCCCAUCAUCGGCUCUUCAAACCUCAACCAACGGUAGAAGAGUCGUUCCUUGCAUUGGAUACUAACCACAUCACUGUUGUUGUGUAGUAGUUUUGUUGCUGUUGUAGAUGUUACAUUCGUGAUAAGGAGACAUGUCUGUUGUAACCCAUCAUAGAAAAUCCAUCAAUUACUAUUUUGUUAACACAUGCAAGUCAAUAGGCAUACCAAUACUCUGUAUAUACUCUAUUUAAGUCUGUCUAUCAUGCACAAACUUCCUCA